AUUUCAUUAACGUUCUGCCAAAGUUAGGCAUAUUCAAAGACACUUUCCCGCUGGCUUUUCCGCUGCCGACAGUUUGAAUAGUAAGUUUGCCUCGGGUUUGUGUUGUUUCGAUAGACCCCACUUUCACUUUGCUCCGAUUGGAAAUAUAGCCUUUAAAUUUAGAGUGGGCUGCCAUUAACGUGCUGACAGCUUCGGCAAGCCCAGCUACCGUCAUGUCUCUUCGUCCAGAGAAGGCCUCUGAGCUGAAGCAAAUCAUUCACAACCAUCUGAUCAAGAUGGAUAUUCAUGGAAAAAUCCGAGAGGUGCUGUCUGAGACCAUGAGGGAGGAUCAAGGUCCAGCACAUCGAGUCCUGUCCGAGGCAGACUUCCUCCACGCACUGCAGCGCAGAGGCAUCAUUGAUGACGUGAUGAAGGACAUACGCUCCUCUCAGGUGCAACACACACACGGAGAAGCAGGAUCUCCUCCAAAAACUGACAAAAACAACAUCCAGCUGACAAAAACCAAUAUUGACCUGUCCAGACGUUACUUGUAUCUGCAAGUGCUUGGUGGUAAAGCCUUCUUGGAGCACCUCCAGGAGCCAGAGCUUUUACCUGGUCAGGUGUGCUCCACGUUCACGUUAUUCCUGCACUUCAAAAAUCAAAGGUUUCACUCUAAACCAGUGCCCUGUGCUUGUGAACCUGACCUGCAAGAGAGCUUCCUCUUCCAUAUCCACACAGAUGGCACAGGAGAAAGCAGUAAGAUGGCAGAUGCAACCACAAUGCUGUCCAUUUGCGACCCAAUUCACUUGGUGCUGAUCAAGACGGACACAUCCAGCGAGACCACACUGGUCUCUUCAUACUUCCUGGACUGGAGGACAGUCCUCAGCUCACCCAGUGGGAAGACCACCUUGGCUGUAGAACUGAUGGGAGUGGGAAGUGAGUGCAAGUUGCCGGCUGGUGUUUUAACGGUCAAUCUAGAGCUGUAUCCUCCUCUCACUGUGACACUGAGUCCUGACAUCAUUAGCACACAGCAAUCACUAGAAAGGCAGAGGACAGCAGAGAAGGAAAGGGCAUUUCUGGUUUAUGCCAAACAGUGGUGGAGGGAGUUUCUUGAAAUCCGGUCAUCAAACGAGUCCAAAAUGGUCAAAAUAUUUGCACAGGAUGAGAAUGGCAUCAACAGACCGGUGUGUUCUUACGUUCGUGUCCUCCGUGCCGGCCGACUGCUGGAGAGCCCUCGGCAGGCAGCCCGCUUCGUCAGCCUCCUGGCACAUGAAAAGGCCCCAGUAGUGGGAGGAGGAGGCAAGCAUGAGCAGUGGUGCACCUUAUUGGCAUUCCUGUGUAGAGGGAAGGGGGACUGUGAGGACCACUCGACCCUGUUGUGCAGCCUCCUGCUGGGUUUUGGCCUUGACGCAUACGUGUGUGUGGGCACCAAAGCAAAGGGGACACCACACACUUGGGUUCUCACCCGAGGUACUGAUGGGAGUAUAACUUUCUGGGAGAGCCUGACUGCACGCAGAUACCUUCAUCAGACCACAGACCCAGACGCCCCACCCCUGGCCUCCCAACCUAAACCUUCGUACCCAUAUCGUACUGUGGGCUGUGUCUUCAACCACCAAAGCUUUCUGGCAAACUGUCAGCCCUCUGACUCUGUGGAGCUCUGCGUCUUUGACCUCCAGAACCUAUCGCGGUGGAAAGCAAUGAGUGAAGAGGCUCUGAAGUCUGUCUGUGAUUCUGGCGCCAUCAGCUCCCUGCCACCUCUGCCUCCACUCAGGUCCUCAUCUCUUGUUGCUUCUACCGCCAGCAAUCAGCUGGAGCUGGAGAUGAGGCACUUGAUCUCCGAGCACAGGAAGGACUUGAGCUUUACAACAGUCUGGGACGACAACCUGUGCUACCUGUUGUCCUCAGCCUUAUCAGCCUAUGAGAUGGAGCGCUGCAAUGGGCUCUCGUGUGGAAAUGAAGAAUUCCAAGACGCAGUAAGGCGAGCGGUGCCGGACGGGCAUACUUUUAAAGGCUUUCCCAUCCACUUUCUGCACCGCAAUGCCCGUAGAGCCUUUGCCACCUGCCUCAAGUCCCCGUUCUGUGAGGAGAUAGUGUGUUGCCGUGGUGACCAUGUGAGGCUGGCUGUUCGUGUUAGAAUAUUUAUUUAUCCAGAGAAUGUAUGUGCCGUGUGGUUCAUGUUCGCUUGUAAGUAUCGCUCUGUUCUCUGACCUCAAGUGGAUCUGUGCUGUGCCCACUUAUUUUUUUUUUUUUAAGAAAAUAUUUACAAUAUUAUGAAAGAAAAAGUCACCGUUACAGUAAUGACUUUGUUCCAAUCCAGGUAGGUUUUUGUAAACUUGUUUAUAUUGCAGUGGAAUAAACUCAUUAGUAA
Molecule: messenger RNA, 2347 nt
Organism: Dunckerocampus dactyliophorus (ringed pipefish)
Lineage: Eukaryota; Metazoa; Chordata; Actinopteri; Syngnathiformes; Syngnathidae
Gene: cep76
Product: centrosomal protein 76
Exons: 13
Coding region: 213-2186 (657 amino acids)
Source: RefSeq, a predicted model, not a curated record